AUGGCACCCCGACUGCCCCCGAGCUGUCUCCAGCUCCUCCGAACCGGACCGACGACGUCGACGAUACCCAAUGGCGCCCUCGCCGGCCCCCGCGUCCACCUCCUCCCUUUCACCGCGAAGCGAGGCGUAAAGUACGGCUGGUCGACCGCCCCCUCUCGCAGCAAGCCCGCCCGCUUCAACCAGCCCACCGCCGGCCUGCCCGCCCUCACGACCGGUCCCGCCGCCGCCCUCGCCCGCCGCGAGAAGACCACCCCGCUCCGCACCGGCGUCCUCGCCCUCAAGAAGGGCAUGACCGCCAUCUACUACGGCAAGAAGCGCGUCCCCUGCACCGUCCUCCAGCUCGACCAGGUGCAGGUCCUCGCCAACAAGACGCGCAAGGCCAACGGGUACUGGGCCGUCCAGGUCGGCAUGGGCUCCAAGGAGGCCCGCAACGUCGAGAGGCCGCAGCUGGGAUACUUCGAGGCCAAGGGCAUCGCGCCCAAGCGCCACGUCGCCGAGUUCAAGGUCCGGUCCGAGGACGGCCUGCUGCCCGUCGGCGUCCAGCUGUCCCCGGACUGGUUCCAGACGGGCCAGUACGUCGACGUGCGCUCCAACAGCCGCGGCAUGGGUUUCGCCGGUGGCAUGAAGCGCCACGGCUUCGCCGGACAGGAGGCCUCGCACGGUAACUCCAAGAACCACCGCACCAUCGGUACCACCGGUCCCUCGCAGGGCUCCGGUUCCAGAGUCAUGCCGGGAAAGAAGAUGCCCGGACGGAUGGGCAACGAGCGCACCACGGUGCAGAACCUGACGGUGCUCCAGGUGGACAACGAGCUGGGCGUGGUGCUGGUCAAGGGCGCCGUCGGCGGACCCAAGGGCUGCGUCGUGCGGCUGCAGGACGCCGUGAAGAGGAAAGCGCCGGCGCUGCCGUACCGCGAGGAGAAGUUGAAGGAGCUGUUGGCGAACAACGCGGAUGCCGAGGCGAGACUGCAGCAGGCGAGGGAGAGGCACCUGGAGCUGAAGAAGCAGAGGAGAGAAGCGGCGGGAUAUGUAUAG
Molecule: messenger RNA, 1032 nt
Organism: Colletotrichum karsti
Lineage: Eukaryota; Fungi; Ascomycota; Sordariomycetes; Glomerellales; Glomerellaceae
Product: putative 50S ribosomal protein L3
Exons: 1
Coding region: 1-1032 (343 amino acids)
Biological process (GO): translation
Cellular component (GO): mitochondrial large ribosomal subunit; ribosome
Molecular function (GO): structural constituent of ribosome
Source: RefSeq, a predicted model, not a curated record